UUGUGACGUCACAGCCGCGCCUCCCUCAGGCACUUAAAGCGACACUCACUCCGCUGUAUCUGUCAGUUCACCAGCGCUUGAAAGCCGCCGAUCCUUGAAUGUGGAGGCGGAAAUGCUGGAGAAGACAGCGCCCCACUCGCUACAAGGAAAGCCCGAGCACGUGUCCAUGUCCGUGAUCUGAUUGGAUACAUCGCCAUGACGUUCCGAGCACUGUGACGUCAUUCACUGGCUCUCAUUUUGGAAGGGAUUCAGUCGGCCAUCGCAGAUACACCAACAGCUUCGCUCUGGGAAGUGGCCGUUCACCUGCUCCGUGUGUGCGAAGAGACUCAUUCAGUUCACCCACCUUGUGAUGCUCCGGUUAAAAACGGACAGGAAUUUGUCUCCAGGAAUCUCAAACACGACACGCCAGUUUUGUUGUCUCUGUCUAGAUAUUUAAGAAGUGGAGCAAGGGAUCCUAUCGACCAUCCUUCCUGCUCAGACUGUGGGGAGGGAUUCACUCGGUCAUUUGACCAACUGGCAAGCCCGGCAUUUUACACAGGAGAAAGGCCGUUCACCUGCUCAGACAGUGGGAAUUGAUUCACUUGGUCAUUUCAACUGAAGGUACAUCAGCAAGUUCACACUGGGCAAGGCCAUUCAUCUGUUCUGUGUGUGAGAGAUUCUGCCGGGCAUCCCACCUGUGGACACACCAGUCAGAUGACACUGGGCAGUGGCUGGUCAUCUGCUCAAUUUCGGGGAAGGGAUUCUCUCAGUCAUCUGACCUAAUGGCACACCAGCGUGUUCACACCAGGGGGCAGCCAUUCACCUGCACAGUCUGCGGGAAGGGAUUCACUCAGUCAUCCCACCUACUGAGUCAUCAGCGAGUUCACACUGGGGAGAGGCCAUUCACCUGCUCAGAAUGUGGGAAGAGAUUCACUCAGUCAUCCACCCUACAGAGUCACCAGCGAGUUCACACUGGGGAGAAGCCAUUCACCUGCUCAGUCUGUGGGAAGGGAUUCACUCAAUCAUCCAACCUACUGAGUCAUCAGCGAGUUCACACUGGGGAGAAGCCAUUCACCUGUUCAGUCUGUGGGAAAGGAUUCACUCAGUCAUCCAACCUACAGAGUCAUCAGCGAGUUCACACUGGGGAGAAGCCGUUCACCUGCUCAGUCUGUGGGAAGGGAUUCACUGAUGCAUCCCACCUACUGAGUCAUCAGCGAGUUCACACUGGGGAGAGGCCAUUCACCUGCUCAGUCUGUGGGAAGGGAUUCACUCAGUCAUCCCACCUGCAAAGUCAUCAGCGAGUUCACACUGGGGAAAAGCCAUUCACCUGCUCAGUCUGUGGGAAAGGAUUCACUCAGUCAUCCAAACUACUGGUCCACCAGCAAUUUCACACUGGGGAGCGGCCAUUCACCUGCUCACCGUGCGGGAAGGGAUUCACUAGCUCAUCUAAACUGAAGGUACAUCAGAGAGUUCACACCGGGGAGAAGCCAUUCACCUGCUCAGUCUGUGGGAAGGGAUUCACUCAGUCAUCCACCCUACAGAAUCAUCAGCGAGUUCACACUGGGGAGAGGCCAUUCACCUGCUCAGAAUGUGGGAAGCGAUUCACUCAGUCAUCCAGCCUACAGAAUCAUCAGCGAGUUCACACUGGGGAGAGGCCGUUCACCUGCUCAGAAUGUGGGAAGGGAUUCAUACUGUCAUUUUACCUACAGAGACACCAGCGAGUUCACACUGGGGAGAGGCCAUUCACCUGCUCAGUCUGUGGGAAGGGAUUCACUCAGUCAUCCAACCUACUGGUACAUCAGCGAGUUCACACUGGGGAGAAGCCAUUCACCUGUUCAGUCUGUGGGAAGCGAUUCACUCAGUCACACCAUCUGCAGAAUCAUCAGCGAGUUCACACUGGGGCGAAGCCGUUCACCUGCUUAGACUGUGGGAUAGGAUUCACUCAGUCAUCACAACUACUGGCACACCAGUCAGUUCACAAUGGGAGGUAGCCGUUGUUAUGAAUCCCUGGGUUUCGUUUGCUGUGGACUGUCAUUUUAAAAGAGAGAGAGAGAGAUUAAGAAGGUGAAUCAGCCUGACUUGCAGCUGGUUUACAUCGUGUGCAGCUUGUUUAGUUUUAACCGAGGACAUAGACACUCAGAGUCAGAUGGAGACGGAGGAAAAAUGGAAGGAUCAAAACCAGGGAACUAGGGGCCAAGUGUCACCGUUUGGAACUUUCCUAUGCCCACAAGGGUGGGUUAAUUAUCGAUUUACCAUACAUCGAAUGUGUGGUUGUCACCUUGUUUGAUCCAUAGGAGUGGAUCGGAUUUGGCGCAUCCUGUGAAGACCACUUAUGUGUUAACCCUUGCCGGCUGUGGUGUGGUUGUUCACUUGAAGACGACACACCUUGUGACAAGUCACUUUCAGUGAUAAUUUGUAUGUGGAUUUGGAGCGAUGACAGAUAAAAUCUACAGUUACUGUUCUCUUGAUUUACCACCAAAGAACCUGUGGAAUUCUACAUAUUUGCGUUUUUUCGCCAUUUACCCUGGAUUACAAAUCUCUCUCUCUCAUCGCCUAUACUGUAGUCGAACUGAACUUUCAUACUUUACCAUCUCAAGACUCUAAGCCUUGUUUCCCCCAAGCUCAAUUGUUUGGGAGUUACAUUUACACACAGUUAUAAACUUAACAUUGUUAACUUCUGUUUAUCUUGUUUAAGUUGCAAUAUUACAAGUAGAUUCUAAUAAGGAUAGAUUUAGCAUCAAAACCAGACUCCAGGUGUAGUCUAUUGCUGCUGGUUUGUUUCUAAAGCAUUAUGGUUCAUAACAAAUUUGGGGCCUGCAUCUGGGAUAUGAACAAAUGUGGGGUCUAUUGAUCGAUUAAAUAUCAAUUUGAUUGGGGAAAUCCCUUUUGACUUAUUUGUGUGUGGAAAUCAGCAGCAAUGGACAUUUAUAAAUUUCUGGAAUCGCCAACCCCUGAGGCAUCAGGAAAAGCCAAAAAGAAUGAAUUACUGACUGUUGCUAAUGGGUUGAAUCUUAAGCAGGUAAGGGGGUGUGAAGGACCAGGGCAAGCAUAAAACUGGGAAAGGAGGUAAAGGAAAACCAAUAGGGAUUUUAUAAAAUAUAGGCAUCCACCCCCUUUUUCAGAGACUGGGAUCCCUGUUUCUACCGGUAAUAAUGUGCAUUUCAAUGUGUUCACUCAGCCCUCGAUUCUCUAAAUGAAAGGGUUAUCCACAUUUGAUCUUUCUUUAUAUGAUGACCCAACCAUUUCAGGGAUCAUUCUAUUGAAACUCCAUUGCACUCUUUAUAACAAAUACUCUCUAACCACUUUGUUAAUCCUCUGUGCAACAAAAUGUGCAUCUUCCGCAGCCCCAUGUUGCCCCAACCACUCACCUCCUGAACCUUUCAUUGGCCCCACUUGCACGUCAACCAUCUGCCGGUGUUUUCCCCCUAAUGUGAAUCCCUCUGCUCACCACCACUGUGGGCUCAGACAUUUCCGCAGAUUUCCACCGGGACAAACAUCCUGUCUGUCCCCUCUCACACCAUUUUUUUUCCUUUCAAUAAAAUCGCUCCUCUCCCUCCCCAAGGAACUGGCAUCAAACCGACAGGCCGAGCGGUCUCCUACCUCUCGACGACACAUUAGCCUUCGGCCGCAGGAGACGCUUCACAAACGCCCCAACUUCCCUUGGAGGGAAAUGGAACUAAAUCAAAAAACGGACAUUUACUCGACUGUGAUGUGGAGUUUGAGGCUGGGGCGAGAGUCGAAAUCAGCGGGGGUAACGCCCUCUGGACUUGUCCACCUCUGCGAACUGGUGGUAACAAGUGAUUGACAUCGCUUUGCACCAGAGGGAAUAGAGCAGCCCCUGAAUCCUCUGUUGACAGCUGUGGGGGAGGGCUGGUCACAUGAUUAUUAGCCCAGCUAUUAAACUGAUAAAGCCCGAGCUCAGCAACACAUGGAUGACGUAAGACGCUGUGCACGUAAGGGCAGAUCCCGGUGUGGGUCGCCCAUGAGUGACGUCAGGCACGAGGGAGGUCUGUGCGACUUCACCUGUGGGGAUGCACUCCCAUUUAAAUGCACCUUAAUGUGCGUUUCUUAUGAUUUCAGAGGGAUAACAACAUUAAUCACGGGUUUCAUUACUGAAUCCACUGUUGUGAGGUGUAAAGUCUCCUGUUAUGUGUCCGGCUGGGCCUUGUUGGUUGGGGGCUAUUGAUCUAUUAAUUAUCUAUUUGAUUGGGCAUAUCCCUUUUGAUUUAUUUGUGUGUGGAAAUCAGCAGCAGUGGAUAUUGAUAAAUUUCUGUAGGUUGGAUGACUGAGUGAAUCCCUUCCCACGUACUUCCUCAUCCAGGUCAUCCACUCUUGGUCGUUCUGGAAUCAUUCUUUGACACUUCUCCGGACCCACUCCAAUACGAACACAUCUUUUGCUCAGAUAAUAAGUCGAUCCCAAUACAGGGAGUGCCAAGCAGACGGGCUGAGUAAGCGGCUGGACCACUCUGGGGACUGCAGAGACUGACCAGGUGCCCAAUAGGUAUUUUACCUUUUGUCACUCUCCGUUACUUCAUUUGGAGGUACGGUCCCUCACCCAAGGCUGAUUGCUUAGCUUGACGGGAUUGGGAAAGAAUCUGUCGAGAGGCUCGUAUAAGGAAGGCAAAAUUUUGCUAAGUGGGCAUGUGGCGGUACCAGGUAAAUUUUACUUAAGUGGGCAGGAGGCAGACAUGCCAGGUAAUUUCAUUAAUUGAGCAGGAGGUGCCAGCCGGGUAAAGUUACCUGAUCGAUAAUUGAGCAGGAGGCUUUGUGCCGGGUAGAUUACUUAGAGGACAUGGGUCAAUUGCAGUCGAUUGAUGCGAGUGGGCCAGGAGCAGCCCUACACAAUAUGUCUGAGAGUUUUCCAGGCAAGGAAAAAGAUUUUCAAAUGUUGAGUGCAGCGCUGAAUAAGAAAUUGGGGAACAAACUGUGGCCACGGGGGGGGGAAGGGAAACUGGGAUAUUACAUCAUGAGAACAAACAGUCAAUUUGAUAUGGAAAAAGAACUGUGGAAAGAAGUGGAAAUUGUUGAAAGGGAGUGAAAGGAAAAGCAGAUAUGAAGUGGAACAGUAUGUUAUUAGCAAGUUGGAGUAAGAAUGCAUGUGACAAUGGGGUAGAGGUAUGUACUGCAAAGAUUGGGAGACGCUAAAAGUGAAGUGUGAAUGGGUGGAUGUGCGCCGAAAACGAGAGCAGGAAAAACAACGUAAGCAAACCAAUGCCGGCCCAGAUAGGAGAGAAGGGCAGGAACGUCAGACAGACAGACAGACAAACGUACUUUAUUGACCCUGAGGGAAAUUGGGUUUUGUUACAUACUGAUAGGGAAACAAGGGAUCCCAAACCCAUGUCUGUCAUACCGACCCUGCUUGAGGACAGUGACCGUGAUGAGGAGUGGGAACCCCCCCCCCGUACCUCUCCUACCUUACCAGGGGCCAAGUGCACCCACUGCCCCCAAACCCCAACGAUGGCCGCUCGGGUAAAACAGCAGGACAGGGAAGUGGGGGGGGGGGGGGGGGGGGUGCCACUUUACCAUGAGAUCCUGAAAGGGAAUACAGAGGGUUAUUCCGAGACAGGGAGGGAAGAAUCCAAUAAAACCCCAGAGUUAAUGGCUCCACAAAGACAAUUCCCACCCGAAUGCUGCCCAAUCCACGAGCAGGAGGAGGGACAGCCCUCAGUGAUACCUGUGUAUGCACCCUGGAAGCCUCAAGAAAUGAUAAUGAUCAUGAAUCAGGCCCCAGAUUCCAGCGCAGUGUGUCCGCAAUACAAAAAUGUUUAAUGCGACUCCACAAGAUUUAUUCAGUCUCUGCUGCAUGAUUCUCUCAGCUGCUGAGGGGAGGAAAUGUAAGGCAGAAUUGAGAUACCAAACCUAUCAGGAGUUACAGGCGGGAAACCAUAAUGAGAAUGAACAGACAGACCAGAUCAUUCAAGCCUUGGAAAGGGCUCUCCAGCAACCUGUAAACAUUAGUAAAGUACUUGAAUGCAAACCUACCCCUGGGGAAUCGGGACCAGACUAUUGGGAAUGAUUUGUGGCCUGCUAUGGCACUUUCACAGGAGACCAAGCCUUUAAUAAUGGGAAUCUGUCCCCCCAGUUUAAUGCCCUACUGUUCUAUCGCUUACCAAUAUAGAUAGCCAACACGAUUAAAAAUAAUAUGGACUGGCCUGGCAAUGACCGAAAUCGAAUGCGACGAGCUUUGACAUAUCAUUGCGACCCGACUUUCGAAUCCCGAUCAACCUUGAAGAGAACUAAUAUUAAAGGUGAAUAUGUUCAGUGGAAAGAAGGAUGCGAGUGGGCUAUAUCUGGGGAUCAGAAGAAAUGAAAGCUACCACGGGACAGGUGGGGAAGACAACCCGCUUAGAAAUGGACAAGCAAAGAUGCUUCCUACUGUGAUUUCCACCCCUCAGGAAGAGCCCAAUGUAACAUUGCAAGUUGCUGGAAUUCCAGUUCCAUUUAUGAUUGAUAUGGGGCAACCACAACCACUCUCGAUCAGGAAACAGUAACAGAAAAGGGAUUCCAGCUAUCAGACGCUACAAUCACUCUGUCUGGCUUUGAAGGCAUAGCAUGUACGUGUUCACAUAACCAGCCUCUGCAGGUGGAAUUCCAGGGGAACCAGUGUGAGGUUUCAUUCACAGUCACCACCAGUCGGGGGUGUCAUCUCGUAGGGAGAGACGCUCUGUCUGUUGGAAGUCGAGAGCCUAUGCACAGACAAUGGUAUCACCCUGCAACUAGCGAACAACCAACAGCUUCCCCAAUUUCUGAACCCCCCCCCCCCCCCAGGUAGUGGGCACUUAAUCUGGACUCCACUGAGUUUGAACCCCACCUGCCAGCGGCCGACCCUCAUGUGAUUCUGUGCUUUGACACUAGGGGGUGCUCAUCUGAGGAAAGCCAUAUUUCUGCACCCCUCGAGGGACAGAAGUUCCCUUUCACGGUGCUUGGACAGGUUAAAGGAAGAGAGGGCAGCUCAUUACUGUCCGAAGUUCUGGAUUUCCUUUUGCGACAGACAGGACUGGUGGCUGCCCAUACCAGCAUCAGGGUUUGCCCUGGGUUCCCUGACUACACCCUGACAAAACAAGCCUCCAGCAUGAAAGCCUCCAGACUGGCAAGAUUUCCUGUGGGCCAUCUCCGAUACUUGAAGGAGUCGGAAGUGAAGACGGGACAUCUAGUAAAACUCUCUUUUAAUAUUGACAAAACCCAAGAUGGUGUACCACAUCUCUGGGCAAUUUCAGGCCAUGAAGUUGGCCGCACCAACUGCCCCCUGUCUGGGUCACAGUGAAAGAAGGACAGACUCUCCCAUCCAUUCUGCAGUACUCCCUCAAGCCUGAGGCAACUUGUUACGAGGAUGGAAUCUCUUUUGUGGACCCAGCAGGGAAACGAUGCGAUAGUGAUGAACAGUUGAAUAGUUGAACAGGCCUCUUUUGAAGCAGCUGUCUCUGCCCAGAAGGCUGAGCUGUUUGCUUUGACUCGUGCCUGUAUCCCAGGAACAGACAACAGUGGGAACGUUUACACAGACUCCCGUUAGGCAUUUGGAAUUGUACAUGACUACGGGGCUCUCUGGGAACAUGGGGAUUCCUGACUUCCUCUGGCCACCCCAUUAGUAAUGCCACCUUUGUAAACAACUUACUCACCAUUCUACAGCUACCUCGAGUUUUGACUAUUAUUAAAUGUGCAGCCCACGCCCGCAUGUCUAACCUGGUCACUGCAGGCAAUGCUUUAGCAGGUUAGACAGCGAAAAGUGCGGCACAAUCCUCGGUAGUUGUAGUCCGCUCGGGUUCCCGUCAAGCAAUCCUCCGUGACUCAAGCAGAACGGGUUUGCCGGACACGAGGGAGGUGCGUACUUUUCAGGGGGACGCCUCUAAGGAUGAGCGCAAACUGUGGUCCCAGAUGGGGUUCCAGAAAGACCCCGAUCUAGGUUUUUGGAUCACCCCAGUGGGACAGGUCUGGGUUCCUACACAGUUUUUACCAACAUUGGUCAAUUAUGUAAAUAACUGUACACACUUGGAAAAGGAGGGAAUGGUUGGUAUCCUGAACCCUGCACACCGGAUACGACUCCCUUGACAGGUGAAACUUUUUCGUGUCUACAAGUUGAUUUCAUUGAAUUGCCUAGAGUACAUUGCUAUAGAUACUGCUUGGUUAUUAUAGAUGUGUUUAGUAGAUGGGCUGAAGCUAUUGCAACUACCAUUAAUACUGCUGUGACUGUUGUGAAGGUUUUAUUACGGGAAAUAAUUCCCAGGUACGGCCUGCCAGAGAUGCUGAGCUCUGACAAUGGCCCACAAUUUGUGGUGAAAGCCAACGAAGGAGUUUGUAACAAAUUAGCUAUCAAGCAACAAUUCCACUGUGUACACCACCCACGGGCCACUGGCAGAGUGGAAAGAGCCAAUGGCACUCUGAAGAGUAAACUGGCCAGACUAACAGCGGAGACUGGACUCACUUGGUUGAAGGUCCGACCAGUCGCCCGAUUCCACACGAGGGUUACCCCACAGGGGAAAACAGGGUUGUCACCAGCUGAAAUCAUUUACGGACGGCCCACGAGGACACCCUGGGAACAAAGUCUCAGGAUUAAAGGCUAAAUGAAUAAGAAUAAGGAACCUUGGUUCUCGAGGGAACUCUGAUAAAGAAAAAGAGAGAUGUAUGACAUGUAUAAGAACCAGGGAGCAAAUAAGGUGCUUGAGGAGUAUAAAAAGAGUAAGAAAAUACUUAAGAAAAAAAUCAGGAGGGCUAAAAGAAGACAUGAGGUUGCUUUGGCACAGGGCCAAGGAUAAUCCAAAGAGCUACAUCAGGUAUGUUAAGAGCAAAAGGAUAGUAAGGGAUAAAAUUGGUCCUCUUGAAGAUCAGAGUGGUCGGCUAUGUAUGGAAUCGAAAGAAAUGGGGGAGAUCUUGUUUUUGCAUCUGUAUUUAGUAAGGAAACUGGCAUGGAGUCAAUGGAAAUAAGGCAAACAAGUAUUGAGGUCAUAGAACCUAUACAGAUAGAAGAGGAGGAGGUGCUUGCUAUCUUGAGGCGAGUAGAUAAAUAUCCAGGACCUGACAGGGUAUUCCCUCGGAUCUUGAAGGAGACCAGCGCUGAAAUUUCAGGGACCCUGGCAGAUAUAUUUAAAUGUCGAUAUCUACGGGUGAGGUGCCAGAGGAUUGAAGGAUAGCUCAUGUUGUUCUGUUGCUUAAAAAAGGCUCUAAAAGUAAUUCUCGAAAUUAUAGGCUGGUAAGUUGAUGUUGUUAGUGGGUAAAAUAUUGGAGGAGUACUAAGAGAUAGGAUCGACAAUUAUUUAGAUAGACAAGGUCUUAUUAGGGAGAGUCAACACAGCUUUGUGUGUGGUAGGUCAUGUUUAACAAAUCUAUUAGAGUGUUUUGAGGAGGUUACAAGGAAAGUGGAUGAAGGGAAGGCAGUGGAUGUUGUCUACCAUGGACUUCAGUAAGGCCUUUGACAAGGUCCCGCAUGGGAGGUUAGGUAGUAAAUUGGAUUAGACAUUGGCUCAAUGGAAGAAGCCAGAGAGUGGUAGUGGAGGAUUGCUUCUCUGAGUGGAGGCCUGUGACUAGUGGUGUGCCACAGGGAUCAGUGCUGGGUCCAUUGUUAUUUGUCAUCUAUAUCAAUGAUCUGGAUAAUAAUUUGGUAAAUUGGAUCAGCAAAUUUGCUGAUGAUACAAAGAUUGGAGGUGUAGUGGACAGUGAGGAAGGUUUUCAAAGCUUGCAAAGGGAUCUGGACCAGCUAGAAAAAUGGGCUGAAAAAUGGCAAAUGGAGUUUAAUACAGACAAGU
This is a messenger RNA of Hypanus sabinus (Atlantic stingray), 9716 nucleotides long. Its product is annotated as zinc finger protein 229-like. The transcript is spliced from 3 exons. Gene Ontology annotation, molecular function: DNA-binding transcription factor activity, RNA polymerase II-specific; RNA polymerase II cis-regulatory region sequence-specific DNA binding. Gene Ontology annotation, biological process: regulation of transcription by RNA polymerase II. Bases 762 to 1970 code for a protein of 402 amino acids. NCBI's taxonomy places the organism in Eukaryota, Metazoa, Chordata, Chondrichthyes, Myliobatiformes, Dasyatidae. The record is from RefSeq and is a predicted model, not a curated record. Gene Ontology annotation, cellular component: nucleus.